UGCAGCUGCUGAGCUCGAUACUUGCCUCACUUCCGAGGCCCUGCGCAGCAUCAUUGCGUCACAUCGCAGGAGAUCUGCCUGCGAGACUGGAGGCGGCGUGCGAUCAGACACUCCCCUGUCUCCUUAACGGGAACAAAUCGUUCGGAACGCAUCAUCGCAGCCAUUUACCCGGCCGGCAGCGGUCAUACGGCUAACAUGGACACUUCGGAGAGCAGGAACAAGAAGGUGAAGCUGAUCGGCAAGCUCCAGAACUGGGGAAUGCAGCGGGCGACCAACGUUACAUAUCAGGCUCAUCAUGUCAGCAGGAACAAGCGAGGCCAGGUUCUGGGAACAAGAAGUGGAUUUCGUGGCUGUACAGUCUGGCUAACAGGUCUAUCCGGUGCUGGAAAGACUACGGUGAGCAUGGCGCUGGAAGAAUACCUAGUGUGCCAUGGCAUUCCCUGCUAUACUCUCGAUGGGGAUAACAUCCGUCAUGGACUCAGUAAAAAUCUUGGGUUCACGCAGGAAGAUCGCGAGGAAAACAUUCGCCGUAUCGCUGAAGUUGCCAAGUUGUUUGCAGAUGCUGGUCUUGUGUGUAUUGCCAGCUUCAUAUCUCCGUACACCAAGGAUCGUAACAAUGCUCGGCAAAUUCAUGAGGCAGCUGGGCUACCGUUUUAUGAAGUGUUUGUGGAUGCCCCUUUGUAUGUUUGUGAGCAGCGCGAUGUUAAGGGGCUAUACAAAAAGGCCAGAGCCGGGGAAAUCAAAGGCUUCACGGGGAUUGACGCAGAGUAUGAAAAGCCUGAAGCCCCAGAACUAGUACUGAAAACAGACUCCUGUGAUGUAAAUGAUUGUAUACAACAAGUUGUCGAGCUUUUGCAGGAAAUGGAUAUUGUACCUGUAGAUGCAUCCUAUGAAGUCAAGGAACUGUAUGUGCUAGAAAACAAACUGCAACUGGCAAAGACUGAUGCUGAAACUUUGCCCACUUUGGAAAUUAACAAGGUCGACAUGCAGUGGGUACAGGUCCUGGCAGAAGGCUGGGCCACACCAUUAAAUGGCUUCAUGAGAGAGAGAGAGUACUUGCAGUGCCUUCAUUUUGACUGUCUGUUGGAUGGGGGUGUUAUCAACUUGUCUGUGCCCAUUGUCCUGACUGCCAGCAACGACGACAAGCUAAGACUUGAUGGAUGCACUGCAUUUGCCCUGGUUUAUGAAGGGAAACGAGUGGCCAUUCUUCGCCAUCCUGAAUUCUAUGAGCACAGGAAAGAGGAGCGUUGUGCCAGACAGUGGGGAACUACCUGCAAGGAACACCCAUAUAUCAAAAUGGUGAUGGAGAGUGGAGAAUGGCUGGUCGGUGGAGAUCUGCAAGUGCUUGAUCGCAUUUACUGGGGUGAUGGACUUGACCAGUAUAGGCUGACACCAGCAGAACUGAAGCAAAAAUUCAAAGACUUGAAUGCUGAUGCUGUUUUCGCAUUUCAGCUACGCAACCCAGUACACAAUGGCCAUGCCCUCUUGAUGCAGGACACACACAAACAGCUGCUGGAGAGAGGCUACCGACGUCCGGUGCUGCUCCUCCACCCGCUGGGCGGCUGGACAAAGGACGACGAUGUCCCCCUGAUGUGGCGCAUGAAACAGCAUGCAGCGGUGCUAGAAGAGGGGGUGCUUGAUCCAGAGACAACUGUGGUCGCCAUCUUCCCAUCACCCAUGAUGUAUGCUGGCCCAACUGAGGUCCAGUGGCACUGCAGGGCUCGCAUGGUGGCUGGGGCUAACUUCUACAUUGUGGGGCGAGAUCCUGCAGGAAUGCCGCACCCAGCUACUGGGAAAGAUCUGUAUGAACCCACGCAUGGGGCCAAAGUGCUCACCAUGGCUCCUGGUCUUAUUUCACUAGAAAUUGUUCCAUUCCGGGUGGCUGCCUAUAACAAGAAAAAACAAUGCAUGGAUUAUUUUGACUCCGCACACCCUGAAGAUUAUGAAUUUAUUUCAGGAACUCGGAUGCGCAAACUUGCCCGAGAGGGACAAAAUCCUCCUGAUGGCUUCAUGGCUCCAACAGCGUGGAAUGUACUGAAGGAAUAUUAUAAAGCCUUGGAGACCGCCUAACUCAUUAUGCUUUUUUUUAAUCUUCUUGACAUCUCUUGAUAGGACCACAAGAAUUCUUUGUGCUUAUGUGGUUGUGGGUCCCACCGGGGUGUGUUUCUAAAUACCAGCAAUAUGUCUCUAAUCAAUGCUUGCCUUUUUAAAUUGAGCU
Molecule: messenger RNA, 2218 nt
Organism: Spea bombifrons (plains spadefoot toad)
Lineage: Eukaryota; Metazoa; Chordata; Amphibia; Anura; Pelobatidae
Gene: PAPSS1
Product: 3'-phosphoadenosine 5'-phosphosulfate synthase 1
Exons: 12
Coding region: 196-2070 (624 amino acids)
Biological process (GO): sulfate assimilation; 3'-phosphoadenosine 5'-phosphosulfate biosynthetic process
Molecular function (GO): ATP binding; adenylylsulfate kinase activity; sulfate adenylyltransferase (ATP) activity
Source: RefSeq, a predicted model, not a curated record